UGAAUGUACCCACCCAUCAUUUUCUUCUUCUUCUUCUCACCUUCAUCUUCUUGUUUGAGACAACCCUUCACCUGCUUUAUCACAAUCCACGGCAAUGCAGCAGUCAGCACCCCGCACGGCUCCACCUCCACGGCAAGGCAGCACGAUGCUCCACCUCCACCUCCACGGCAGCACCACUCUCCACGUCCACAGCUCCAACAACAGUCACUUCUAAGAUUUGUGUAUUGAAUCAAUAGAUUUUUGUUUUGAAAAAAAAGUACAGAGGUGUGUUUGUAUUUGCGACGAAACGGUGUGUUUUGUAGGUUGCUUGAUUUUGUCUUUCAAAGGAAAGCUGCUUCCUUUUUCGGCGCCGCCAAGAAGCUGUUAUCAGUUAUGAAAUCCCCCAGAUCAGCUUGUCGCCUGUUCAGCACCUUCUCCGACUCACAAAGAGCCACAAGUAAUUCAGCCUCCCUCAAUUCGAUCAAGAAGCUCCACGGCCAGCUUAUAAGAACCCAAAUGCACGUCGACCCAUCUUCUAUCUUUGAAGUUAUUAGGUAUUAUGCACUUUCUCCACAGUAUUUGCACAAGGCCCAUUUCGUUUUCAACCAAAUUCAGGAACCCACAUUGCUAGUAUGGAACCAGAUGAUCCACGGUCUAUCAAAGAGCUAUCGACCUAAUGAUGCAAUUCAUUUCUAUAAUACCAUGUAUUACAAAGGAAUAAAGGGGAGUCAUUUGACUUUCAUAUUUUUAUUCAAGGCUUGUGCAAGAGUUGAUGUUGGGCAAGGCCAGAUGGUUCAUGUUCGUGCUAUGAAACUUGGGUUUGAAUCCUAUCUUUUUGUUUCAAAUGCUUUGAUUCAUAUGUAUACGGGCUUUCGUGAGUUGGCAAUGGCACGGAAGUUGUUCGAUGGAAUGCCGGAAAGAGAUGUAAUUUCGUGGAAUUCUAUAAUUUAUGGAUAUUAUCAAUUUAAUAGAUAUAAGGAGGUAUUGGAUCUUUUUAGGGAAAUGCAGGCCGUAAAUGUGAGAGCUGAUUCUUUGACAAUGAUGAAAGCUAUUUUAGCAUCCAGCUUUUUAAGUGAAUGGGAAACGGCAGACUAUUUGGUGAAGUACAUUGAUGAACACCGUAUUGUGGUCGAUAUCUAUCUAGGAAACACUUUGAUAUACAUGUAUGGACGCCGUGGUAUGGCAGAUUUUGCAGGCAGAGUGUUUUAUCAGAUGAAAGAGAAAAAUAUUGUAUCAUGGAAUACAAUGAUUAUGGGCUAUGCAAAAGUAGGGAAUUUAAUUGCUGCAAAGAAGGUUUUUGAUGAUAUGCCUUCAAGGGAUGUAAUCUCAUGGACAUCCAUGAUCAUAGGCUAUUCUCAAGCUAAGCAAUAUGCCGAGGCAAUGAAGCUUUUUCAAGAAAUGAUGGGGUCUAUGGUGAAACCAGAUAAAAUAACUGUGGCUACUGUGCUUUCUGCUUGUGCCCAUUUGGGCUCACUUGAUGUGGGAGAGGCAGUUCAUGACUACAUGCACAAGCAUGACAUCGAAUCAGAUGUUUUUGUAGGAAACUCUUUGAUUGAUAUGUAUUGCAAAUGUGGCGUGGUUGAGAAGGCACUGCAAGUUUUUAAUGAGAUGAAAACUAAGGACUCAGUGUCAUGGAUUUCUAUUAUUUCAGGUCUUGCUGUGAAUGGUUUUGCCCAUUCUGCACUUAAUGUCUUUGAUCAAAUGUUGAAAGAAGACAUUUUCCCAACUCAUGGGACUUUUGUAGGGGUUUUACAAGCUUGCGCUCAUGGAGGAUUGGUAGACAAGGGAUUGGAACACUUUGAGAGCAUGGAAAACACAUAUGGACUUGCACCAGAAAUGAAGCAUUAUGGAUGUGUCGUGGAUCUUUUGAGUCGUUCUGGCUAUCUGGACGAGGCCUACAGCUUCAUAAAGAAAAUGCCGAUUGUUCCCGAUGUUACAAUAUGGAGAAUAUUGUUAAGUGCUUGCAAGCUUCAUGGAAAUGUCGUAUUGGCUGAGAUUGUCUCAAAGAAGCUUCUUGAAUUAGAUCCUAGUAAUAGCGGGAAUUAUGUUCUCUCUUCAAGCACAUAUGCAGGAUCAGACAGGUGGGAUGAUGUUUUGAGGAUUAGAGAACUGAUGGAAGUGACUAACCUGUGGAAACCAUACGCUUAUAGUUCCAUUGAAGAGAGAACAUAAGCAUUUAUUUAACUAAUUCAAAAAACUUGAAUAGCCUGAGUGCUUCUCCAAUGCACUAGUUUACUGGAUCAAUUACCUUGCUGCAGUAUAAAUUCCCUUCAGACGCGUCCAUAUUCUUAAAGGCUGAACCCUUCCAAGCUAUAUGGAUCGAUGUUAAGAAAGAUUGCUCUAUAAAAAAUUUGAAAGCAUCCUUCAAGAUAACUAUAGAGUUUUCAUCCGAUUGGUUCUGUCUUGCUUUGCAUUCAGAACAAUGAAACCUACAAAAAUAUAACUACAAUUACAUGAUAUUGUCCACAUUGGACAUAAGCUCUCAUAGUUUUAUUUUGAAACCAUCCAAAAGG
Molecule: messenger RNA, 2492 nt
Organism: Benincasa hispida (wax gourd)
Lineage: Eukaryota; Viridiplantae; Streptophyta; Magnoliopsida; Cucurbitales; Cucurbitaceae
Source: RefSeq, a predicted model, not a curated record